AUGGCGUCGGCUGUGCUAGCACUGAGGACGCGGAUAGCUGUUACAGCGCAGUUAAGCCCCCUUCAGGCGACAGCUCUUGCUGUCAGAUAUGCUUCCAAGAAGACAGGUGGCAGCUCCAAAAACCUGGGUGGAAAGUCACCCGGCAAACAUUAUGGCAUCAAGAAAAUGGAAGGUCACUAUGUUCAUGUCGGCAACAUCCUGGGGACUCAGCGCCAGUUCCGUUGGCACCCGGGAGCCCACGUGGGGCUGGGGAAGAAGAAGUACCUGUAUGCCUUGGAAGAAGGGAUAGUCCGCUAUACUAAGGAUGUCUACGUGCCCAAUCCUAAGGACGCAGAAGCUGUGGACCUGGUCAGCAGGCUGCCCAAGGGUGCUGUGCUCUACAAGACUUUUGUCCACGUGGUUCCCACCAAGCCCGAGGGCACUUUCCAGCUGGUUGACAUGCUUUGA
Elephantulus edwardii (Cape elephant shrew) is the source of this 447-nucleotide messenger RNA. RefSeq names its product mitochondrial ribosomal protein L27 (gene MRPL27). The transcript has 4 exons. Gene Ontology annotation, molecular function: structural constituent of ribosome. The record is from RefSeq and is a predicted model, not a curated record. Gene Ontology annotation, cellular component: mitochondrial large ribosomal subunit; ribosome. The coding region runs from base 1 to 447 and encodes 148 amino acids. Lineage: Eukaryota; Metazoa; Chordata; Mammalia; Macroscelidea; Macroscelididae. Gene Ontology annotation, biological process: translation.